Lacerta agilis (Sand lizard) is the source of this 1135-nucleotide messenger RNA. RefSeq names its product family with sequence similarity 204 member A (gene FAM204A). The record is from RefSeq and is a predicted model, not a curated record. Bases 101 to 844 code for a protein of 247 amino acids. Lineage: Eukaryota; Metazoa; Chordata; Lepidosauria; Squamata; Lacertidae. The transcript is spliced from 8 exons.
CCGAGGAGCGCGGAUUGGCUGAGGGGCGGAGUCAGUGCUUUCGAGGGCGGGCUGUGUGAGGAGUUUCAAGAUGGCCGCGAUGUAAACAAGUGCGGGGGAGAUGUGGAGUGGACUGUUACCUCCUGGUGUGAAUGAAAGUGAUGUUGACACGAGUUCUGAUGAUGAAGGAACAUGGGAUGGGCCUGGGUCUGAGUCCAUCUUAAAAGAGAAAAGAGAACAAAAGGAUUUGAAAGGCAUUCUGUCUUCUAGCUCUGAGAUUCAGGAACCUGAAAGUAUCACUGAAGGCAAUCCUUUUACAGCAGUGGCAGAUGAAGGACAGGAAUUCCAAACAUAUCCUUCUGGAGUUUCAUUAGAUAUGUGGAAAAAAUUUCAGAGCCUGCAAAAGAAAAACUCUGAAAUGAAAAUCCAAGUCAGUCAGAGAGACAGGAGGGGAAAGAGAAAGCGUUCCAGAAAAGGUAAAUUAAAAAAGAAAAAUGAAGAAACAACUGAAAGUAGCCGACAGUCCAUAAAAGAAAGCCAGUUGGAAGAGCUUACUCAGUAUUUUGGAAUCAAUGAUAGGUUUAAAUCACUUUCAAGCAAGGACGCCCCUCCAAAGUCUGGCCUCGAAAUCAGCAUAGACAGAUCUUUGGCUGAAGGAGAUAUUGCACAAGCCGAGGAACUAAGUGACAGAUUAGCUACUCGAGAGCUUGGUGUGAAAAUUUCCAAAGCUGUUGCUUGUCGAAAUUUUGUGAAAACAAAGCAAGAUGCAGAAGCUUCUCAAGAAGCCCGGAAGAAAAAGAAGCUUGCAUGGGGGUUUGAAGCCAAGAAAAGAUGGGAAACGAAAAGCAACAUGGGAUACAUGUAGUUAGUUGUGUCUUGGAAGGGGUGGGGGUGACAUUUAAAUCUGAGGGGAAGUGUUUGUUAAUAUUGAAGAUACAUAAAUUAUGUUUUUCAUUGGGUUUUAUUUCCAUUAGUUGUGCAGCUGGGGGAAUCACUGUUGAGUAAUUUAGGCUUGCAUUCCAUACUUUUAAGUAUCUCUGGUAUGUCUCGAAUAUACUCUGUUUCGCCCUGGAAACAUAUCCAAUUUAUUUCCUUUCAAAUAUUCUAAAGAUUUAAAUCUCUUGUUUGCCAAGUAACUAUUAAAAUACAGUCUAGG